ACAUUUAAAAAAUAUUAUGACAUUUGUUGGGAUCAUGACUGUUUUAGAGUUUAUUAAAUUUAUUUUGAAAUGAUUUAUUUGUAUCCGUUUGCCUUAAUUUUUAUCAUGUGUUCAGCCGCCGAAGAUUUCUACUAUCCGUACAACCUGAGCCGUACCACGCCCCUUGCCGAGCAGGUCAGGAUAGCGGCCGUCAGGAAGUCGCUGACGCUGGACUGGUUGAAGGUGGAGGACAACAGACAACGGGAGCUGGUGUCAGCCUUCGAGAAAGACGUCGCGCCGCCCAUGAAGAUGUUGAAUACUGACUGCAUAUCGUAUUUGAGGCCAUCCUCCGGAAAAAUAGGGAGACUCAUGUUGGAGUUACUCAAAAAUCUAGAAGGUGACGACAACACACUAAUUCUUGAAUUGAUCCAAGUUCUGGUUCGUGCAAAAUUGUUAGUGGAAACUUCCGCAAUGGAGGCGGAGCCAGAUUUUGAAGCUUUGAUGAAAACGCCAAAGGUGAUGAUGGGAGAGCCGCAUACGACCUUCCCGAGGAUAUUGUCUAUGGUGUGGCUAAUGGCGACGGAUACACCCACACUGGCCAAGCACGGGUGGUGUCCAAUCAAGAAGGUGAAUAAAUACCUGGAGAUAGCGAAGCCCACACAGAUAGCGAAGCACAUGCGGACUUUGGAGCCGCUGAUAAUGAGGGUCCGGUACAUCAUGGAGGACUUCAUCCAGAAUGUCACGCCGCUAAACAUGUACCAGAAGAAAAACACCAAGAAGGACGUCAAAGUGGUUAAUGCAUCUAUGAAUCCAAAUCCAUAUAUACAGGAGAAAACUGAAGAGACCACAAGUAAAGCAGUUAAAAGGCCGCUGAGAGCACACGAUCUAGAACGAGAGAACCUGGAGAGACUUAUAGGCAUGACCACUCUCGAGCCGAACACAACAUUUAAAGCCGAGCGCCUCCCAAACUUGGACUUCAACAAAGACAAUGCAGUCUUCAUGACAGCUGGAGCGACCACCCUCGACCUCUGCCGCUUUGUCAGCCUGCUCGGGAACAUGCUUUGGAUCACCAUGAUGAUUUACGAUUUAUGAUUAAAAAACGUUUUGGCAUACAAGUGUUUCUGUUU
Molecule: messenger RNA, 1106 nt
Organism: Plodia interpunctella (Indianmeal moth)
Lineage: Eukaryota; Metazoa; Arthropoda; Insecta; Lepidoptera; Pyralidae
Exons: 6
Coding region: 70-1071 (333 amino acids)
Source: RefSeq, a predicted model, not a curated record